AUGGCUUCCCAGGCAGCCAGGAAAUUGACGGCGAACCACUAUACUGUGGGCUGGAUCUGCGCUCUUCCUCUGGAAUUGACAGCUUCCGAGGGGAUGCUAGACAAAGUGCAUGAGGGGCUCCAGCUUGCAGAAGGCGAUAAGAAUACGUAUGUUUUGGGCGAGAUCAAUGGACACAAUAUCGCCAUGACAUGUCUCCCGGCUGGGAGCAUAGGGCAGACUUCGGCUGCCACCGUUGCGGUAGACAUGAGGCAUAGCUUCCCAAGAAUUCAGUUCGGUUUGAUGGUGGGAAUUGGAGGAGGGGCACCGAAUCCGAGUGCACGUCCCGAUGAGGAUAUUAGGUUAGGUGAUGUCGUAGUCAGUAUCCAGACUGGCGAACUAGGCGCUGUAAUCAAGUAUGAUCAGGGGAAGGUGGUAGCCGGCGGAGAAUUUCAACAUACAGGUAUCUUGAAUGUUCCACCAUCGGUACUCACUAGUGGAGUUAGCAUUCUGAAGAGCAAGCCCGAAAUUUUGAGGAAUGCUAUUACUCGCAACAUCACAGAAAUGAUUGAAAAGAACAACAAGUCCGAAGAUGCAAAGUUGGAACCAAUGCAGAAAUAUCAACAUCCUGGUGCCGAAUACGAUCAAUUAUUCGAAGCGGACUAUGAGCAUAUUGAGAAGACAGAUCCACCAAACCCUGUCAUGCACACACUUCAGAACAACGAAAAUGAUCCGGAAUACCCGUGUCCCCAUUGCGAUGAAGAGCGUAUGGUACCGAGGCGCCCUCGAAGGAAAAGAGAUCCGGUAAUUCAUUAUGGAACCAUUGCAUCUGCCGACGUUGUAAUGAGACACGGCGAGACGAGAGAGAAGUUGCGAAAGAAAUACGGCAUUUUGUGUUUCGAAAUGGAGGCUGGUGGAUUGAUGAACCACUUUCCCUGCCUCGUCAUUCGCGGUAUCUGCGACUACUCUGAUACGCAUAAACACAAGACAUGGCAACCAUAUGCGGCGGCGACAGCGGCUGCAUACGCAAAAGAACUACUCAGAAUUGUGCAAAAAGUGGAAGCCAUUGAAACUAGAUCGGAAGAGACCAGGGAAGAAAUUGAAAAGAUCCGAAAAGAACUCGAAGAUAUGAAGAAAGGAAAGUCAAAAUUCAAAUUUAAUUUUACUUUGCGACAUACUGACGUACUCAAAGAUCGACAGCAGCAGGGGCAGAAGCAAAAACGUGAUGAAAUACUGGACUGGCUUGAUGCGGACACGCACACCAAGAAAUGGGCAGAUUCUCGAAUGAAACGACAUCGUGACACCGGGAAAGCGUUUGUAGAAUCGCAAUCUUUUCUUCACUGGGUGAACGGUAAUACUCAGACGCUUUGGUGCCAUGGUAUUGCCGGAUCAGGCAAAACAAUCUUUGCUUCUCUGGUAGUUGACCACUUACACGCCAAACAGGCAGGAAGGGCAUCAAACGAAAAAGCUGCAGUCGUUUGUUUGUACCUCGAAUAUGAACGAAUGCAAGAGCAGUCUCUCCAGUCAUUAUUGGCGGCAAUCCUGAGACAGCUUGUUCAACAGUCCCCGCAACUCCCUAGUUCCGUAACGGAGCUUCACAAAACCCAUACAGAAAAUCGAAGCCAGCCGCUGUUGGAAGAAAUAAGCUCCAUUCUGGCCGACGUGCUUCAAAAGUUUCCACGGGCUUUUCUCGUGGUAGAUGCCCUUGAUGAGUGCUCUGAGGACACCGUACGGGAGCUCUUGUCAAAUCUGAGAGAUCAUCAGAAAAGCACGGGGAUGAAAAUUUUAGCCACUUCCAGGCCAACAGUUGACUUCAAAGAAUCCUUUGAAAACUAUGAUUCGAUGGAAAUCAAAGCUCUAGAACAAGAUGUGAAAGCUGUCCUUGAUGCCCUUAUAAUAAAACUGCCCAAGCUGGUUAGAGAAGAUAAAAAGUUGCAGGUGAAGAUCAAGAACUCCAUAGUUGAAGCAGUUGAUGGAAUGUUUGUGCUUGUCGAACCGUUCCUGCACUCACUACGUAGUGAAAGAACAGUUGGGGACAUUAACGAUGCCUUGAAAGCCCUCAAGGAGAGCCCUGAUAAGAUAUCUACCGUAUAUGAACGCACUCUGAAGAGAAUAGAUGGUCAUUUUCCCAAAGAUCAGCAAAUGGCACGUCGAAUUCUGUCCUGGGUAAUCCUCGCAAAACGACCCCUGUCGUGCCAAGAGCUUCAACAUGCGUGCAAUGUGAGGAUUGGAUCAGACUUUGACCAGGAUUAUUUUCGAGGAAAUCUUGAAGAAUCAGUUGCUCUUUGCUUGGGCUUAGUUGUGAUAAAUAAGAAGAGUGACAGUGUGCAAUUGAUGCACCAUACGGCAAAGAUUUACUUCCAAGACACCGCGAAUCAACCAGAUUGGAUAUGUUCCGCAAACGAAACAAUCAUCGGUGCCUGCGUUUCUUAUCUUUCAUUCUCCGUCUUUUCUAAAGGGCCAUGUUCCGAUGACCAAAGGUUACGUUCUCGACUUAAAAAAUUUCCGUUCCUUGAAUAUGCGGCGCAAGAAUGGGGAAAUCAUUUGCGCGAGAGCGCUGAAGCAGCGGUGGUUCAAGCAGAAGACCAGGCCUCUCUGUUCCUCAAAAUGGCAUCAAAUGUUUGGACUUCUCAUCAGGUCUUGCAUCUCCCUGGGUAUCGGUACCCAGGGUACAGCCAGCAUUUUAUCAAAGGAGCCAAUGGCUUGCAGCUUGCCGCUGCUUUUGGUCUUACAAAAAUCGUUGGACAGCUUCUCGAGGAGGGCAUAGAUAUCGCCGCGACUGAUGAAGACGGUGGAACAGCUUUGCAUCGCGCCGCUGAGAACGGGCAUGUUGAUGUAGUCAUGCUGCUUCUCCAGAAGGGGGCAGAUAUCAAUUUUCAGAAGAAAAAACAACGACUCACGGCCUUACACCUCGCUGCCUUGAAUGGCCACAGCGCAGUGGUAAAAUCUCUUCUCCAAGAAGGGGCCCAAGCGAAUUUACAAGAUGACGAAGGCUGGACCGCUUUACAUGUGGCAGCUUGGACUGGAAAAAUUGGCGUAAUUGAUGUUCUUCUCGAGCAUGUGGAUGUCCACCAGCGAGGAAAGGAUGGUGUUACGGCGCUUCACUGUGCGGCCGGCCAAGGUCGACGUAACGUGGUGGAAAUGCUGAUAGAACGUGGUGCCGAUUUGAAUACGAAAGAUGCAUACGGGUGGACGGCAUUGCAUUGGGCGUCGAAAAAGCGUCAUGAGUGGGCGAAACUUCGACAACUUGAGUUCAAGGAUGAGUCAACCACGUGGGGAGAACAGAUGAAAAAAGUGACCAAGGUGACAGGUAUGCUGCGUGAUACAUUCAAUCUUCCAAAAAAGCUUGUUAUGAUGGGUAAACAAGCUGUUGAAAAGAAUUGGGAGGAUGAUUUGGCAUAUGCAACAGAUGGCUUCGCUCUGGACCUCAAAACUAAUGACCGCGGCAUGCUCACGACGCUGUAUUUCUCCACCAAAAUAGAGACAUUUGUUCCCCCUUGGCUCCUGCCGAAGCCAGAAGAACAAAUCCCGACGGUACGCCUGAUUCUCGCCGUUCAAGACGAAUUGGCUGCACUACAGUGUCUUUUUCAGUGCGGCCACGGAUCGGUGGCCGAGUUGCUGGUGAAGAAGGGAGCAGAUAUCAAUGCAAAAUGUCGCGCUGUAGUUGCCACAAACUUCUUGAACAUGAAAUUCUUGAAAAUGAGCGCAGGACCAACGGCACUGCAUAUAGCAAGCCUGUCUGGACACAGGGCAAUGGUACAGAUGCUUCUAGACAGGGGAGCAGAUACAGAAUCUUUAUGUGAAGUCGGUAUUGGUGAGGAUUGGCUCAGUGCACAACUGACAGCAUUGCACUGCGCAGUGGUGUCCGGCAACAAAGAGGCCAUUACGUUGGUUCUUGAUAGAGGCGCGGAUAUCGACUCAACAUGCCAUGUGCACUUUAAAAAUAUCAGAGCUAAGAUAACUUCACUUCAUCUCGCUAUUAUCUGGGGGCACGUGGAUGUGGUGAAACUGUUGCUUGCACGCGGAGGAAGCAUAACUAGACCAUGCUUCAUAAAUGCCGACAAAGGCAGCAAAUCAACGGGAUUUCGCCAUCCACAGCUCAAUUUCAAUAUAAGAACAGAAAUAGAAAUGCCGGUCGUACAUCUUGCAUCUAUUUUCGGCAAACAAGAUGUGAUCUCAGAACUCUUACAGAAGGGAGCAGAUUGCACGAGUCACCUCCAGGCGCAUAUCGACAUUUUCAAUUUCAGUUUUAGUGCAUUGCAUGUCGCGUCAUUUCUAGGACAUUCAAAAGCAGUGCAUACCCUUCUUGAAUACGGUGCAUUUGUCGAUGCCAAUGCUGAGCUUUGUAUAUAUGAUAACUGCCGCCUAAGACUGAACGCCUUACAACUUGCUUUAUUAUCCAACUCCACACUAGUUGUACAGCUGCUGCUCGGAAAGGGGGCUAAUAUACACACCAAAGGUCAUGCUGACAACAACAAAAUCUCUCACAUGGAAUGGACCCCUCUGCACAUUGCAGCGUUAACAGCAGACGCUAAGACAGUGCGGCUCCUUCUCGAAGCCGGUGCUGAUGUCCAUGAAAAGCUGCAAGGUGAAAUGGACUCCUCAUAUCUACCACUUACAACAGAAAGUUUCAUAGACCGAGCAGCAAGGAUGUUAGCCGCCCUAUUAGGAGAUGAAUUUACCCCAUCAUCUGUUCAUGAAAAGACCACCCCACCUCAGGGAACAGAUAAGCAGACUGGACAAAAAGCGCAUUUCGAGCUUAAUGCCCUACAUUUAGCCGUCAUUUCUAAGAGCGAUGCGAAGGUCGAGAAAAUUCUCCAAUCCGGUGCAGAUGUGAAAAGCAAGUUCAUUAUAAACGCACAGGACCUACUCCUAGAGGCAAUACCGCUCCAUUUGGCGACUAUUUGGCACGAUAAGAAUAUAGCCACGCGCUUAAUAAAGGCAGGAUCAGAUGUGCAAGCAACACUUCCAUUGAAGAUCAGCAAGUUGUUGAGCAUUGAGGUGACUCCAUUGCAUCUCGCCUCUCUAGCUGGAAAUGGAGACACUGUACACGGUCUGCUCCGUUUGGGUGCUAAAGAAACGUCUGCUAUUAUACGUGUUGCACAGAUGCGAGUUGAAAUGUCAGCUUUUCAUUUUGCGGCCAUCAACGGAAGCACUGCUGUUACUCAACUUCUCAUCGAUGAUGGCUCUAACGUUGGCCUGCAUUGCAGCAUGAAAUUUCCUUCGGUCGAGAUGAACUUGACAGCUGUGCAUAUCGCAGCGGUAUUUAAACAUGAAUCGUUGCUAAGUCUGCUGCUCAGCUAUGGUGCUGACGUAAAAGAACAGGUGCAGGUCAAGAGCAGAAUCGGCAACAGUUCCAUUACUCCGCUCCAUCUCGCAUUAAUCCUGGGAAGUGAUAUUCUCGAUCUCGGAAUUACAAAGCUGCUACUCAAGCAUGGCGCAGAUGUCUCCAUCCCUUUCCGAGUUGACUUCAUCCCCGGAGUGCAUAUUGAAUCAUCCGUCUUGCAUUUAGCUGCCAUGUCAGGGGAUUGGAAAUUAGUGGGGCAUCUUAUCAAAAGCGGCGCUGAUGCCACCUUGAAGGCUAGUUUAAGCAUUCACACGGUCCAUAUAGACAUAUCAUUGUUACCUUUUGCCACUCUGUGGAAGGGCGAAACGAUAGUCAGGGCGCUGAUCGAGUCUGGGGCAGACGUAAACGAAACAUGCUCUUUGACGAUAGGUAAUCAGCUAAAGGUAUCUAUUACAGCAUUGCAUUUAGCCGCGAUGACUGGAAAUGAAGCCAUUGCUCGGUUUCUUUUGCAGAAGGGAGCUAUAUCUCACUUAGCUAGCAACGAUUCGGAAGGCUCCAAUACACAAAGCAACGUGUCACCCUUGCACCUGGCCCUACUAAGGGGCAAGCAAAAUGUGGUGAAUUUGUUAAUCGAACAUGGAGCGAGCAUCCUACCCAAUCUUCAAAUUAUCACUAAGACGUCUCGGAUAGUGCUAUCUGCCUUGAUACUUUCCAGCCUACGCGGAAACAUGUCGUUUGUCAAAGAGCUCGUGAAAAAGGGUGUCGACGUAAACGCUACUUCGAUGAUACGAAUCAGAAAGGUAGAUUUGAAGUUUACAGCUCUUACUGUGGCCACUCUCGAGAGGAGAAAGAAUCUGCUGGUCUACCUCCUCAAACAUGGGGCUGAUGUGCAUCAGCCUCUUGAAAUGAAUUUUGGCAGUUCCUCGAUCAAGCUGAUGCCUCUACACUUAGCUACGCUAGUCCACGCCCGAAAAUUGGUCAGGAUCCUCCUCAAGUACAAGGCCGACGCUCGCGCCCCUCUUCAUUUGACAGGCAAAAAAUGGUACAUCACUGGGACAUCAUUACAUCUCUCAAGUUUGUUUCGUGAUGCCCGUGAUAUUGUGGAAUUACUCUUGAGCAAUGGAGCUAAAAUACAAGACAAGUUCCAAAUUGGCAUCUUUAACAUCAAUGCUGAAAUGAAUGCGAUACAUUUUGCCAUCGGACGAGGAUCUCGGACGAUGUUGAAAACCCUUCUGAGAAAUGGAGGGAAUGGUGACACCAGCCUUAGGUUCAGCCUCCGGAACUUGGGUAUGCAGCUUUCAAGCCUCCAUUUGGCGCUAUUGUUGAAGCGGGAGGCGCUAGUUGAACUUCUACUUGCCGAGAGAAUUGACAUUCAUGCACCUUACACAGUAGGUGUCAGUAAGAAGUUUCAGACGGAGAUUUCGGUAUUACACUUGGCUACUCUCUGUGGUAAAGAUGGCAUUCCUGGUCUGUCUCAGAACGGGGUUGAUAUCCAUGCUAGAUCUCUAGCCAAAGUGGAUACGGUACUACAAUUCGAACUGAGCAUUCUGGAUGUCAUGACCUUGUUCGGUACCCGGGAGGUGACCGAAUCUUUCAAGAAGAUGAUGCAAGAUAACGAGAUACAGCAGAACGAGCCGGGAAAAAAUCUCGCGCUCUAUCUAGCGACUGCUUUAGGAUACAAACCGGUCUUGAAGCUUCUUCUAGAAAGAACUGACGAAAUAGAUGAAAAGCUGAGUGUCACAAUUCAUGCUACUGUUGACAGGGCUUUCGAGGGUCAAAUCUCGAACCACAUUGAUACAACAGUAGAAUUAGAAAUUCACACCGAGCUAUCCGUAUUCCACCUGGCCACCAUACUUGGAGACGUUGAUGCCGCGCAGCUACUCAUCGACAAAGGCGCGGAUAUCAAUGCGAUUUGUCAGAUCGAAAUUGAAGACGGCUUGAAAGCUGAUUUGACGCCUUUAAUGCUGGCUACCAUGUGGAAACAUGAUGGGAUGGUACAAUUGAUGCUCAAGAAUGGGGCCAAAGUCUCGCAUACCGGGAAGGCGAGAAUUGGACGCACAGUCAGUACCGAGAUUAUAGCUCCACACCUUUCAGCUAUAUUUGGACAUGAAGGAGUAAACCGAGUGCUUAAAAAAGUUGACAAUAUCGAAGCGAAGAUCAACGCCGAAUUGACUACUUUACAUCUCGCCGCAGUACUCGAUGAUGCGUCGAUGAUCAGCCGUUUGCUUGAGCACGGAGCCGACCCAGACAUGCGCUGCCAAAUUGAUAUAGACGCCAAGCACCAAAGUAAGAUAGACGUAAACUUUCAAUUGCAACUGACGCCACUGCAUUUGGCUGCUUGGGCUGGGCACGAAAAUAACGUGACAACGCUGCUGGUAAAGGGCGAUGCCGACAUCGAUGCAAAGAUUCAAGCAGGCGGCAAGGCAGCCCUAGAUUUCGGUCUGCGAAUCAACAAAAAGAUGCAGCCAGGAGGAACGGCUUUACACAUAGCUGUUGGGCUCGGAAAGGUAAGAGUGGCUCGGACGCUUAUCAACAAUGGAGCGGAUAUCAGUGCGAAAACCCGAGAUGGGCGCACUGUUCUACAAUGCGCUACAGAUGGUCCAAAUGGGGAAUCAAUAGCGCAGGCCAUUAAAUUGAGAGAAAUGAAAGAAAGCACUGAUGCUACAUCAAAAGACAUGAAAGAAGGCUUCGUUCGGAAGCUGCGUAAGGCUUUCUACGUGGGACAGGGGAACGGCAAACAGCCAAAAAGAGGCAAUUGA
Messenger RNA from Talaromyces amestolkiae, 8022 nucleotides. RefSeq lists its product as uncharacterized. Gene Ontology annotation, molecular function: catalytic activity; protein binding. The record is from RefSeq and is a predicted model, not a curated record. Bases 1 to 8022 code for a protein of 2673 amino acids. Gene Ontology annotation, biological process: nucleoside metabolic process. NCBI's taxonomy places the organism in Eukaryota, Fungi, Ascomycota, Eurotiomycetes, Eurotiales, Trichocomaceae. The transcript is spliced from 5 exons.